AUGGACGGUGCGACAUAUAUAUGUGUAAAACAAUUUAACGCGAGACUAGGCGAUGAGCUAAGUCUCAAGAUUGGCGAUAAAAUACAAGUAUUGGCAGAUGAUCGAGAAUACAACGAUGGAUGGUAUAUGGGCAAAAACUUAUUGACCGGUGAUGUGGGCUUGUAUCCAAAGACUUUUACACAAAUAUUGGCCAAUGGAGAAGAAAAGACGCUAUUGAGAUCGAGGUCAAGAAGAGUAAUGACACCACCAACAAAGGUGCAUGCUAACGGUAAUGGCAACGUUAUCAAUAAUAAAUCAGCCAACAACAACAACAACAACAACAACAGCAAUAGUAGUACAACAACUACUACUACUACUGCCGCCGCCGCUGCUGCAACUGACUCAUAUGAAUCUGACUCAAGGCUUGGCGAGACAUUUAAUAAGCUUAAUAUUUCAGGAUCUCACUCAUUUUCGUCUUAUCAUAUGAACAGCGAAAUCGACAAGGCUCUAGAAGAAAUACAAAACCCUGGUUACCAGAAACAGUUCAAGCCAGUAAAACAGGCUAAUCUGACGGCUAAUGGCACAUCAUCUCAUUCAAGAACAGUAUCUACACGGUCAUUAACUGACGAUUUGAAUCCUUUAUUUGCAAACACAUGGACAGCAAAGCAAGUUUCCUCAUAUUUUGCCUUGGUGCUUGGAUUCGAUCGCACUGUUGCUAAUAAGUUUGCCAAACACAAAAUCACUGGAUCCAUAUUAUUUGAACUAGAUUUGGCACAUUUAAAAGAGUUGGAAAUAGACUCGUUUGGAACUCGAUUUGAAAUACAUAAGGAGAUUGAAAAAUUAAGAGAAAUGGCGGCGAGAUCAGCAAAGCUCAAACAAUCAAGAACAAAUUCACAAUCAACUGGGUCAACUAAUAAAAAUGAUACUACACAAACUACUUUAAACUCAUCACCAACAGAUACCACUGCUUUCCCAUUAGAGGAUGAUAAACUGAAGUUGUUGCUGCUGCUGGUGCUGCUGCAGUAUAAUAAUCUAAUGCCAUCAGCUUUUUCUGAACCGACAUCAAAACAUCAAAGAAAAAGAUCUCAAUCAAUGAUUAAUAUAUCCCAAGCUGACUCAUCUUUCAUGUCGCCUAGAAAAGCACCAGAACCACCAGGUGACGAAAGUCCCAUAAACACAAACUUCAAAUUUGGCACGGGAACAGGAACGGGAACGGGGGCAACUACCAGCAGUAGUACCAUCACAGAGCCACAUUAUGGCUUAUACAUGACAAGGAAAAACGCCUCAAGUCAUGCCUUGGCUUCGUCACCUAGACCACCGUCCUCUAUAUACGAUCAGGGCUCUCAUUAUAGACAAGGAUCACUGAGUUCCAAUCACCGUCAGUACAAAUCCCCACAAUCGAAUCACAAGAGACAUUCCUCAUUAUUUUCAUUCUUGUCAAAUGGAAAUGACGGGAGUUCUGCAGCUGCUGGUGUAGCAGGCUCGGCAUCAGCAACUCCGCUUCAAACAUCGAAUGGGAAAUUCCAAAGUAAUAAUAUUAAAAAGAAUGAUGAUAAAUUGAUUUCACCACCACACAUAAAAAGAGAAAAUGGUUCAACGACACCAAGAAAAUCUCAAAUAUUUGAUUUUUCUUCACCAGUGGAUAUCGACGACGCCAAUUUGUCACCAAAAAAGCUGGAUUCGGUCAAAAUAAAGUCCAAUUCUAUUGACGCUUUGAAAGACGACAGGAGAAUUGCAAGUGAUCCGCAACCGCCAACGCGUCCCGGAACCUCCAGGUUAAAGAGUCUUCGAACAACAUCGACACAAAAUUUCCGUAAUCUUACGGGAUCAAAGAAGCUGAAAACUUCAGCCUUCACUGAAGGAAUCCGCGACAUCACUCCCGAAGAAGCUAUCAAAACUGCUGGUUAUAGCGGAUACAUGUCUAAACGUUCAGGGAAUACAUUUGCUUGGCGUACGAGAUAUUUCACUCUUCAUGGAACAAGGUUGUCGUACUUUAGCUCCCUAAAAGAUAAAAAGGAGAAAGGAUUAAUAGAUAUCACUGCACAUAAAGUGAUUCCCAUUAAUGUUAAUGCUGAAGAUGUGGAAAAGGCGGACAAGUAUGCAGCAAUGGUUGCUUCAACCACGUUUGCGGGAAAUUAUUGUUUUAAGAUUGUCCCACCUGCUCCUGGUUUCAAGAAAGGGUUGACGUUUACUCAACCUAAAAUUCACUACUUUGCAGUUGAAUCUGAGAACGAAAUGAGAGGGUGGAUCAAGGCAUUGAUGACGGCAACAAUUGAUAUUGAUGACUCGGUUCCAGUUGUGAGUAGUUGUUCCACACCAACGGUUAGUUUGAUUAAAGCGCAAGAACUUUUGGCAAAAGCAAGAGAGGAAAAUAAGUUGAAAGAUGAAGAAUUGAGGGCCAAGGGUUAUAUUCGAGGUGACGAAGAGUUUAUCAAUGACUCUUCUUUCCAAUCAUCAAUGUAUUCAUCAUCUACAUUAGCUCCAGAGUCAACAAGGGGACCAAGUUUGACCAUUGACACCACUAAUAGGAAAAGCUCAACAUCAAAUACUGCUACACAUUCGGUUACUGCUACACAAGCAUCUGUAGCGCCGUUAACUCCACAGAUUGCAAGAUCAGUCAGUAGUAGUCAGGGAGGUUUUGCUUCUCCUUACUUACUAGCGUCAGGCUACAUGUCUCCGAAAUCAUCGUCUCCUGGUGGUACCCCAGCAACCGUUAAUUCCGGUCACUUUGGAGAUAUUCCCAGUUCAUUUAAACCUCCAUCAAGUCGAAAUUCACAGCAAACUAAGAACCAAGCGCGAGGCACUAUUUCAUCCACUCCUUACUCGACUGCGUCUUCGUCAAAUAAUUCCCAAAUAAAUAUCGAUAGCCCAAGUGACAAGUCACCUAUGAUCAAUACCUCCACUUCCAACUCAAGCUCGGCACCAUCGGCAGUAGCUGCUGCCGCCGCAAGAACGGUACUUGCCAACUCAACAGGCAAACUUUUGAGCGGAUCAAAAAAGUAG
This is a messenger RNA of Lodderomyces oxycetoniae, 2982 nucleotides long. It is a transcript of the gene BOI2, whose product is annotated as Boi2p. Gene Ontology annotation, molecular function: protein binding. The transcript has a single exon. The record is from RefSeq and is a predicted model, not a curated record. NCBI's taxonomy places the organism in Eukaryota, Fungi, Ascomycota, Pichiomycetes, Serinales, Debaryomycetaceae. Bases 1 to 2982 code for a protein of 993 amino acids.